Penaeus indicus is the source of this 1605-nucleotide messenger RNA. RefSeq names its product coiled-coil domain-containing protein 6-like. NCBI's taxonomy places the organism in Eukaryota, Metazoa, Arthropoda, Malacostraca, Decapoda, Penaeidae. The record is from RefSeq and is a predicted model, not a curated record. The transcript has 8 exons. The coding region runs from base 2 to 1471 and encodes 489 amino acids.
CAUGGCGGACAGCGCGAGCGAGAGCGACUCGUCCUCCGUGACCGAUGGCCCCAUUAUGCAGCCUCCCUCCAUGCCUCCUUCGCCCAUCACUCGGGAGCAGUGGCAGAAGAGGAUCGAGUGCCUGCAACAGCAAAACCGGGUGCUGAGGGCGGAGCUGGAGACGUAUAAACUGAGGGUAAAGAGCCUCCACGAAGAGAACAGGGCGUUGCGUCAAGCUUCUGUCAAUAUUCAAGCGCGGGCAGAGCAGGAGGAGGAGUUUAUUAGUAACACCCUGCUGAAGAAGAUCCAAGCCCUGAAGAAGGAGAAGGAGACCCUAGCCUUAAACUACGAGCAGGAGGAGGAGUGUCUUACUAACGACUUGUCCCGCAAGCUGAGCCAGUUGCGUCAGGAAAAGGUCGAGCUGGAGCAGACACUGGAGCAGGAACAAGAGUGCCUUGUAAACAAGCUUAUGCGUAAGAUUGAGAAGCUAGAAACAGAAACUGCAGCUAAACAGAAUGACUUAGAAACACUUCGUAGAGAGAAGAUUGAAUUAGAGAAUACCUUAGAGCAAGAACAAGAAGCAUUAGUCAACAAAUUAUGGAAGAGAAUGGACAAGCUGGAAGCCGAGAAAAGGAUGCUGCAGGGCAAAUUGGAACAGCCCAUUUCCAACCCCCCUUCGCCUGCAGAUUUCAACCAGGGGGACCGGGCCAAUAACCUCUCGUCGCACAUCCAGCACCUCCGCAACGAGGUUACGCGUUUCAGGGAGCAGCUCACAAGUGCCCAGGAAGAACACAACCGCACAACCCAGCAAUAUGCAAAUGAGGAGCGGCUGAUCCGAGAGGAAAACCUCCGGCUGCAGAGGAAACUCCAGAUGGAGAUCGAGCGGCGGGAGGCCCUCUGCCGCCACCUCUCCGAGUCAGAAUCCAGCCUGGAAAUGGAGGAGGAGCGGCACUACAACGAGGUGGCGUCACAGCGGCACCGCACUCUCUCUAGCCCUGUGCCCUACAACCCCUCGCCUAGCUCCUCCAGGCCACUCUCCCCAGGUCUAUCCAGCUACAGUGGCGGCAGAGACCUGUUCUCCCCCCCAAGCCCCAUGGGCCGCUGCCCCCACUGCGGCCAGGUGAUCCUCCACCACCCACCGCCCACCGCUCCCCCGCCCUCCUACCUGCCCUCCACUUCACCACCUCCCCCACCUGUAAUCUCACCUGCAUUCCAGAGACACGGGACCCGCACCUCCCAGGAGCGCUUCGUCAAGCCCAUCGCUCCGCCCCCAACCAGUUCCACUCUGCUGGCCACACCCCCCGGCCCUCACCACCCCCCGGCGGCGCCCUCAGGGUCCUCCUCCUCCUCCUCCUCCUCCACCACGGGAGCGACCAAUUCCUUGCCGCCCAGCCAUCCCCCUCCGCCCCCUCCCCCUGUGCCCGCCCCCCAGCUGCCCCCCUCCCCGCACCCCCUCGCACCCCCCUCACCCAUGGACGUCAGUCGGAACUGAUGUGCCGAAGGAAGGUGAGAGGCGAGGGCAGGCGGAGGCUGAGGCAGGCUGAGAUCUAAGUGUAGUUUAUUUCCGUUUAUGGUUUUACUCGUCUUUUUUCCUUUUUCCUUUUCUUUUUCCUUUUUUUUUUUUUU